GCUAUUUAUAUCGUCAGCUGAUCGAUGUAAACAAAAGUGUCUGUGUCGAGACAAUCAGCUGAUAGACAUAAACAACCUUGUAGCGUGUUGUAGAGAGUUGAGCUGACUGUUAUGGAGAGUUGAAUUGAUUUUUAUGGAGAGUUGACUUGAAAGUUGAAGAAAAUUGAGGCGCCAGUCUGGCUGAGGAGAUUCCCACCCCUCCCCACCUCUACUGGCGGAUAGAGCUGCAUAGUCUUCCCGGCUUGGUACCAUCUUUUGAUAAUUACUUCCUUUAUUCCUGACGGAGCACUGUUCAUUAUUCACAACCUGUUGUCAGUAAUGGCAAGGAGAGUCGGUGCUGUUUUAAUUGAUCUGAGCGGCACGCUGCAUGUGGAGGACGCAGUUAUACCCGGGUCAAUAGAUGCCCUUAAAAGAUUAAGGGCAACAAAUGUCAAGAUUAAGUUUGUUACAAACACCACAAAGGAAUCAAAACGUAUCCUUCAUGAACGUCUCACCCGCAUCGGUUUCAGUAUUGAUAGAGAUGAAAUCUUCACAUCUCUAACAGCUGCCAAGCAGUUAAUAGACAAAAGACGUUUACGACCAUACAUGCUGAUUGCUGAUGCAGCUAAGGAGGAAUUUCAUGACAUCAGCCCUGAGAAUCAAAAUGCUGUACUUGUAGGCUUAGCCCCUGAUCAGUUUGAUUACGAACACAUGACAACAGCCUUCAGAAUUCUGCUUGAAGGGGCUCCACUUAUUGCUAUUCACAGAGCUCGGUAUUACAAACGCAGCGAUGGAUUGGCUCUUGGACCAGGAGCAUUUGUAGCUGCUCUUGAAUAUUCAUCUGGUUGUAAGUCGGAAGCCGUUGGUAAACCUGAAGCGGCUUUCUUUCAUUCAGCUUUGGAGGAGCUGGGAUGCAGUGCUUCAGAAGCUGUCAUGAUCGGAGAUGAUGCUCAAGAUGACGUAUGUGGCGCAAUGAAUGCUGGCCUUCUUGGAAUUUUGGUGAAGACUGGUAAGUAUAGGCCAGGUGACGAGUCUACUGUAGACCCAAAGCCAUCAUAUAUUGCUGAAAAUUUUGCCCAAGCUGUGGAUUACAUAAUCAGCAGGUGGUUAUGAAUUCAGAGGAAUAAUAUCCUAGAUUCUACAUAUUUGAAUGAACUUAGACUUUAAACCAAUGGAAAGCAAACUAUAGGUUUCCUUACAGCCAUAAGCACAACUUCUUUAUGUAUAAUAACUUUUAAAACAUACAAGAUUGAGGUUAGAAUAAUGUUCACAAGAUUUUAAUAUUUCCUCUUCAUUUGAUCAAACUGUGGCUGAAUAAAAAUUAUGGGAGCUCAAUAUUGCUAAUUGUAUUAUUUUUGAUUUACCAUCUAAAAUAAUUAAAUUAUUAUUCUAUAUUCUAUGAAAUUAGGACCAUAUGUAUGGACUGUACAUAAUGUACACUAGGAAUACAAGCUUACAAAUUGAAUAUUAUUUAGUUGAAAUAUAGGCAUGCGAAAAGGGUAUUGACCUUAGAUAAGUUGGUUUAGGUUCAUUCACUUACAUAUUGUAAAAGCACAUUAAUUGGACACUUGUCAAAUUGUGAGAAUAGGCUAGUGAUCUGUAAAAGGCUCUGUACAAUCAUCUUUCCUGAAGCCAAAUUUUUACACACCUCUAAGGGGGUGGAUUGAUUCAUGGCAUAGGAGAAACUUGCUGUCAGAUUACAUACAGUAGCGAAUCCUCUGUAAACAUUUGAAUUUGAUUGAUGCUCAUUGAAACUUUUGUACAUGGUAAAUAUUAAGGCACUACUGUACAUACACUCAAGUGUACUUAUAUAUCUAAGACAAUUACCGGUAAGUGCAAUGCUAAUACUGACUUCAAAUGGACACCAUGUGAGAAACAAAUAUUUAUUUAAUAUUUCAAGAGUGUGACUUGACCAAACUUUAAAUGCCAUGCAAAUAAAGGAUCCUAAAUCAACCCGUCCUCCUAAUAGAGCAUCACAUUUUGAUGCAUACUCUACCUAAGGUCAAAAUCGUUGUAUUAGAAAAUGGUAGUGGCUCUCAAAAUUGACAUCCUUUCCCAUUUUCUAUUUUGGGUCCUCUUUUAGGUUACGACAGAGCAUUUUAAUAUGACAUUUUCUUGACGUUGGGAAACCUUAGGAGGACGGGCUGCCUAAAUUAUGGAAUGAUCUCUCAAAUACAAUUUAAUGGUGUAUUUCUCCUGACCAUUUAAAAAAAAGACUAAUAAAUACCUAAUAAACAUAAUGUAACAAA
This is a messenger RNA of Procambarus clarkii (red swamp crayfish), 2228 nucleotides long. RefSeq names its product haloacid dehalogenase-like hydrolase domain-containing protein 2. Gene Ontology annotation, molecular function: phosphatase activity. The record is from RefSeq and is a predicted model, not a curated record. Gene Ontology annotation, biological process: dephosphorylation. Lineage: Eukaryota; Metazoa; Arthropoda; Malacostraca; Decapoda; Cambaridae.